Molecule: messenger RNA, 1119 nt
Organism: Ctenopharyngodon idella (grass carp)
Lineage: Eukaryota; Metazoa; Chordata; Actinopteri; Cypriniformes; Xenocyprididae
Gene: or55e1
Product: odorant receptor, family 55, subfamily E, member 1
Biological process (GO): G protein-coupled receptor signaling pathway
Cellular component (GO): membrane
Molecular function (GO): olfactory receptor activity; G protein-coupled receptor activity
Source: RefSeq, a predicted model, not a curated record
AUGGGAGCAGAGAUCAAACACUGUAUAUAUGUUCCCAUUCGAAAGGCUUCAGGUCUUAAUGGGGGCCCCUGCUCUACAGUGAAUGACCAAACAACAGACUGUAAAAUAGGUUGCGACGACCACAUUCAGAGUGCCAUGAUUGAGGAACUCCAAGGAGCCAACAUCUCACAUACAAAUUUCUUAUUUAUGGGAUUUCCAGAGAUUUACAAAUACAGACGUCUGCUUUUUCUGCCAUUUUUUCUAAGUUACAUUUUAGUCGUGCUGGGGAAUUCUUUGUUGCUUUUUGUGAUCAAAAAUACAGAAAGUCUUCACUGUCCGAUGUACAUUCUAGUGUCUGCUUUGGCGGUUGUCGACAUCAUUGUACCCACUGGCAUUAUCCCAGCAAUGCUUCUUGGCUUCCUCUUUGACUUGAAUGAAAUAUCUUUAACUGGAUGUUUGACACAAAUGUUUGUUACUCAUUUCUUUUCUUCUGUAGAAUCCACCAUACUUUUAGCUAUGGCUUUAGAUCGUUUUGCGGCCAUUUGCAAGCCAUUGCAUUACACCGAAAUCAUGAACUCGUCCAUGUUUUUGAAACUGCUUAUUUUUACAUUGAUCAGAAGCGGCGCUAUAAUGUUUACACUAGUUGUUUUGGCUUCAACUUUGUCUUUUUGUGGGUCUAAUGUUAUCCAUCAUUGCUACUGUGACCACAUGGCUCUUGUAAGCUUGGCCUGUGAUUCAAUAAGCAAAAAUAAUGCAAUGGGUUUAGUUGUGAUAAUCUGUUUUGUGGGGAUUGACAUAUCUGUUAUUUUCUUCUCUUAUGUGAAAAUCUUGCAUGUUGUGUUGAGAGCUGCAGCCGGAGAGGAUCGUUGGAAAGCCUUUCAUACCUGUGGUACACACUUAAUGGUUAUGAUGUGUUUUUACUUUGUGGGUAGUAUUACCUUUCUCUCACGAAAUCUUCACAUUCCAAUCCCAAUUGAUGUUAAUACUUUUCUGGGUGUUAUGUAUAUAGUAUUCCCUGCAAGUGUCAAUCCAAUCAUUUAUGGUGUGCGAACAAAAGAAAUAAGGAGUGCUUUACUGAAAAUGUUCAAAAUAAAUAUUAAUAGAGUUUCCAUUGUAAAGGUUUCUGCAAUAAAGGUUUAA